Molecule: messenger RNA, 852 nt
Organism: Nerophis lumbriciformis (worm pipefish)
Lineage: Eukaryota; Metazoa; Chordata; Actinopteri; Syngnathiformes; Syngnathidae
Source: RefSeq, a predicted model, not a curated record
AUGAUUUGUUCGAGAAUUCAAGUGCUGUCCAGCAGGGUCGUCUUGGUAACGGGCGGCAACAAAGGCAUCGGUAAAGCCAUCGUGCAGGCCCUCUGCAAGGAGUUCCAAGGGGACGUCUACCUCACCGCCAGAGAUGAGGGGCGUGGCCAGGAGGCGGUAGCGUCCUUGAGCGCCGAGGGGUUAAAGGCCAAUUUCCUCCAGCUGGACAUCACCGACGUCACCAGCAUCACCAGGGCGGCCGACUUCUUUAAACAAAAGUACGGCGGCGUGGACGUGCUAGUCAACAACGCUGGCAUCGCUUUUAAAGUGGCCGAUACGACUCCCUUUGCCGUCCAGGCCGAAGUGACGCUGCGGACCAACUACUUCGCCACCCGGGACAUGUUGACCCACUUCCUGCCUCUUAUCAAAGCUGGAGGCCGCGUGGUCAAUGUGUCGAGCUUCGUCAGCGUGCGCAGCCUGAACAUGUGCAGCCCGCAGCUACAAGAACGUUUCCGCAGCGAGGACAUCACCGAGGAAGAGCUGACGGGGCUGAUGGAGGAUUUCGUGGCGCUCGCCAAGAAGGGCGAGCACAAGCUCAAGGGGUGGCCUGAGACCGCCUACGGGGUUUCCAAGAUCGGCGUGACGACUUUAUCCAUGAUACAUGCCAGGCGUCUUUCCAAGGAGAGGCCAAAUGAUAAGAUCCUAGUGAACGCGUGCUGUCCCGGCUGGGUGCGCACCGAUAUGGCAGGCCCGAAAGCCACCAAGUCUCCAGAGGAGGGCGCCGUGACGCCCGUCUACUUGGCCAUGCUGCCCGCCGGCGCUUCUGAGCCUCACGGCAAGUUCGUGUCUGACAAAACAGUCCACAAAUGGUGA